Molecule: messenger RNA, 1614 nt
Organism: Miniopterus natalensis
Lineage: Eukaryota; Metazoa; Chordata; Mammalia; Chiroptera; Miniopteridae
Gene: TMEM200B
Product: transmembrane protein 200B
Source: RefSeq, a predicted model, not a curated record
GGUGGGCAUGGGCAUCGCGGUGGCCGGCUACUGGCCGCACCGUGCCGGGGCCCCGGGGUCGCGAGCUGCGAAUGCGAGCGCUCCCCCCGUGAGCGAGCUGCGACGCGAGGGUCGCGGUGCCGGCCGGGCUCACGGCCCGCACGAGCGGAUGCGGCUCCUUGGGCCCGUGGUCAUGGGCGUCGGCCUCUUCGUGUUCAUCUGCGCCAACACGCUGCUCUACGAGAACCGCGACUUGGAGACGAGACGGCUUCGCGAGGGGGUGCUGCGGGAUCAGGCGCUCCGGCCCCCCGACGGCCCAGGCUGGGACUGCGCCCUCCUCCCCAGCCCCGGGACUCCCCGAGCCAUAGGCUGUGUGGAACCAGAGAGUUGGGACUUGUCCCCGCGUCGGGGCACCUCCCCUGUCCCCUCAGUGCGGAGUCUGCGUUCAGAGCCUGCUAAUCCCCGCUUGGGGUUACCUGCCCUGCUCAACAGUUAUCCGCUGAAGGGCCCGGGGCUACCUCCACCUUGGGGUCCAGGGACUCAGACUGGCCAUGUGAUAAUCACCGUGCAGCCCUCCGGGUCCUGCAUUGAACACUCCAAGUCUCUGGAUCUGGGCCUUGGAGAGCUCCUGCUCGGUGCGCCCGCAGCUCGGGACUGUGCUCACCGGAGCUGGCCGCGGCUGGACCGCCUCAGUCUGGAGGGUUAUGCCAAGUUGGGAGAAGGAGGGGACUUGGGGGCUCAGGUUUGAGGAUCACGGGACAGCCUGCUAUGAGGCUGCAGCGUGGACCGUGGCAACUGGACCAGGAGUCCCAAUGUCUAGUAGAUGCUUCAGUCACAUCCCAGACCGGGGAAUGGAUGCUCUGGCCCCCGCAGCGCCUAAGGCGUCCUGACUUGCAUGUCAGCAGAGAAAUGCCAACUGCACAAGGAUUCAAUAAGCUGGAAGGCGUUUGUGUGGAUUCUGGAGACCAGCAUGACGGCCUCAGGAAUUCCUUCAGCCUCCAAAGCGGCCUUAGCCCUGAGCAGGCACCUGAGGAGGCUGGCGGUCCAGGCCGGGUGAUUGGGAGAUGUCCCCGGUGUCUUGGCAAACCCAAGUGGUGGGCAAGGACCCCUAAGACUUGGAAGGUAGGUUGAGAUGUUACAGGUUGGGACAGGCUCCCUCCACGGUGGCUCUGGUGAUGGGUUUGGGCCUCCAGAAAGGUGGGCAGUGGGGUACAGCUGAGACCCUUCCCUGCCAGCGGGGACGGGGACAGCCUCUGACGUCCACCGCAAGCCCCUUCUUCUCGGCCAUGCAGGGCCUGUCCUCCCAGGGCCACCCUACUGCCACUGCCUCAUCUGAGGGCCUGGCCCGCCCGACAGGUCUGAGAAGCCCCUUCUCUCCUUCGUCCUGGUCUAUGCUGCAGACUCUCCCUUCAGCUGGCAAAAAGGAUUUGCCAGUUCUCAGAAAUCCUUUUAUACAACAUUGAAGCUACAUUUUGGCCAAUGUGGGUAGCUUACUUUUUAGCAAAAGGGGAAGAGAACUUUAAAAGUUGAUCAAUCCUCACAGAUUCAGUCUUUUUUUUUUUUUAAGUUUAUUGAAAAAUGCAGUACAAGAAGCAAGACCAAACACAUAUCUAAACACUACAACCACUUCUCUUA